Molecule: messenger RNA, 810 nt
Organism: Adineta steineri
Lineage: Eukaryota; Metazoa; Rotifera; Eurotatoria; Adinetida; Adinetidae
Source: the annotation of a GenBank genome assembly
AUGAGUUUCGAAACAUUGGCUAAUGAAUUAUUACUUGAUAUAUUCGAAUAUCUUUCAGCUGUUGAUCUUGCUCGUGCAUUUCAUCAAUUAAAUAACCGUUUUAAUAAUCUUCUUUUUAUUCAUUACAAAACUUAUCAUUUGGAUUUUCGAUCCAUAUCGAAAUGUGAUUUUGAUAUUUUUUGUCAACGAUAUUUACCACGGAUUACUGAUCGAAUUAUUUCUAUAACUCUAUCCGAUGAUAAGGAAACACCCGAUGCAAUUAAUUCCUUUCUUAGUUAUGGUAUAACUUUCUAUCAUUUGAUUUCUUUACAAUCAAUUAAAAUAUUUCAUCUUCAUUCGACGAUAUUAUUGAAUAGAUUGAUGACUGAAUGUCAUCAACUUCCAUAUUUAACUCAUCUCAAUUUCAUUGAUUGUUGUUUUAAAAAUGAACAUCAAUCAAUUUCUACUCAAUUGAAUAAUCUUUGGAUGUUACCUAAACUUAUCUCUUGUCAUAUGGAUAUAGAUUUUCAUGGUCAAAUUUAUAUAAUUCAUCCAUUAAUGAUUUCUACGUCAAUUCAAUCUCUCUCGAUUGAAUCAUAUUGUUACGGAUGGAAACAAUUAAAUCAUCUCUUACACCAGACACCUUCUCUUCGACAUCUUCAUAUAUUGUUACGAGAUGAUUCAGAAGAUGAACAAUCGCUUUUAUUUACUAGUACAUCAUUAGUUACAUUGAAAAUUUCAGCUUAUGAAUCACCAAUAACAUUAACAAAUCUUUUGAAAAGUGCACCAAAUCUCCCAUGUCAUACAAACCGCUUUAAAACCGUCAGUUAA